Penicillium pulvis is the source of this 2307-nucleotide messenger RNA. It is a transcript of the gene chsD, whose product is annotated as chitin synthase D. The coding region runs from base 1 to 2307 and encodes 768 amino acids. Lineage: Eukaryota; Fungi; Ascomycota; Eurotiomycetes; Eurotiales; Aspergillaceae. Gene Ontology annotation, molecular function: chitin synthase activity. The record is from RefSeq and is a predicted model, not a curated record. The transcript has 3 exons. Gene Ontology annotation, cellular component: cell septum; cell periphery.
AUGGAAGGAGCUGCAGACCGGGGGCUUGCUGGAGAUGAAUGGCCGACCAGAGACAUCGUGUACCUCGUGAUUGUCGGACCGCUUAUGCUGGCAGCGGCAUUUGAAUGGGUCCUAUGGCUAGCAGCGUUCAUUUACUGCUUGAUCAAAGUCUACCAAAAGGCAGACCAUUGGAGCAUCAGGUUUCUGGCGGUGCUGAUGAUCUUUUUAUUCACUGUACUACGCCUUGCCUUCCUUCCGGUGAUGAUUUUCACCCUACCCUUGCCAUCUCAAGUCACCCAAUACCUCCCAGAUCGAGUAUCGAUGGAUUUCCAAUGGUUUGCUUUUUGGUCCUUCUCCGCUCUUCUUGUUGGACCCUGGUCAUUCUGUGUAUAUCGACUGGUAACCCACUCCCUCGGAAGAUCAAAGAGAAUCAAAGAAGUGCUGGAUGAUCGAACAGCGCCCAAGACAGUUGUUGUGAUGCCGGUCUACAAGGAAGAUGCUGCGGUAUUGAUCAAGGCAAUCGAUUCGGUCGUUGACUGUGACUACCCGGCAUCUUGUAUUCAUGUCUUCCUCUCGUGGGAUGGUGACAUAGUGGAUGAGCCUUAUCUUCAAGUCAUCCAGCAUCUUGGAAUUUCCAUAUCGUUGAAAGUCUGUCCUCCAAGCAUCGACGUCUGCUACAAGGGUUCUCGGAUUACAGUUUCUCGUUUCAAGCAUGGAGGUAAAAGACAUUGUCAGAAACAAACAUUCAAGCUUAUCGAUAAGGUGUACAAAGAAUACCUGAAGAGACAUGACGAUCUUUUUGUUCUAUUCAUCGACUCUGACUGCAUUCUUGACCGCGUUUGCUUGCAAAACUUUAUGUACGAUAUGGAAUUGAAGCCGGGUAGUAAGCGCAACAUGCUAGCUAUGACGGGCAUCAUUACAUCCACAACGGAAAAGAACACGCUUCUCACAGUACUCCAGGACAUGGAAUACAUUCACGGGCAGCUCUUUGAGCGUUCAGUGGAGUCAGGUUGUGGUGCUGUGACCUGCCUACCGGGUGCAUUGACAAUUCUGCGAUUCUCCGCCUUUCGCAAAAUGGCCAAAUACUACUUUGCAGAUAAGGCUGAGCAGUGCGAUGAUCUCUUCGACUUUGGAAAGUGCCACUUGGGCGAAGACCGGUGGCUCACUCAUCUUUUCAUGGUCGGUGCCAAGGAACCAUAUCAGAUCCAAAUGUGUUCAGGUGCCUUUUGCAAGACCGAGGCCGUACAGACUUUCAGCAGUCUUCUGAAGCAGCGACGUCGUUGGUUCUUAGGGUUCAUUACCAAUGAAGUGUGCAUGAUCACCGAUGUCAGGUUGUGGAAGCGCUAUCCGCUGUUAUGUUUAGUUCGAUUCAUGCAAAACACCAUCCGAACCACCACCCUGUUGUUUUUCAUGAUGGCCAUUGCCUUACUUACGACCUCGAAAAGGACAGAUGAUCUGCCGGUCGGUUUCAUUGGGGUCUCUCUGGGGCUCAAUUACUUGUUGAUGUUAUACUUCGGAUUCCGUCUCAAGCGCUACAAGGCAUGGCUGUACCCGAUUAUGUUCAUCUUGAACCCUAUAUUCAACUGGAUUUACAUGAUGUAUGGCAUAUUUACUGCCGGUCAGCGUACCUGGGGAGGUCCAAGAGCAGAUGCUGCCGCUGCUGAUGAUCAAACUACUCCCGGGGAAGCAGUGGAGCAGGCUAAAAACCAAGGAGAUGAAUUCAAUGUGGACAUCCAGACUUUCCGAACAAGCCUGGUAAGACAAAAAUCUGUUCCAGUCCGUCCGUCAAGCCACGUCGAAGGGCGCUUUGCCCCCUCUGAGCAGGUUCUGGAUGGGGUCUACAUCAAUACUCAUGAAGAUGACCUUGGUACACUUCAGCAACAGAAAACACUAGAAGAGGCCCCUCGAUUUCAUCCACCUGAUGCAUUCCGAGACUCAUUGGAAUCAGUCUUUACAGCAUCUUCCGAAGGCAUGUCAAACCACGCUCCAACAACCCACAAUGUUGAGAGCUUAAUAAGUGAAGAAGACCAGCAGAAGCUAUACUAUGCCCGUCAAGCACGGCUAUCAACCAGUCUGCCGAUCAUGGAGGAAAGUGAGAAAGAUAUCGAUCCCAACUUUGACGGAAAUGGGCCCACUGACCCGGAGCCUAUUUUGUUGAAUUCUGGUGCGUUGAGCUUUCCUGCCAUUACCGUUCAUCCCGAAGAUCGCCGGUACUCCUUGGAAGAAUCCAUUCUACCCGACCCUCGUGAAAGCAUGGAGCAUCAGAGACCGCCGAGGCAUAUGCACAGGGAAUCACGAUCUCUUGAUCUGCCGCAGGACAUGGUCUGA